UUGAAAUAUCCCAACUACUACUGCUUACCCGCCAUUUCUACCUCUUCAUUUGGCAUGAAAAGUCCAAAUUCUCUAUUUUCCGGUCGCCGGAGAUCUAGUUCCGGCACCGGAUCUAUCUUCUCCAGCUCCAUGACCCAUUCACGUAGUACAUCCACAUACUCCUCCACUACUACAUCUUCAAACAAGUCAACUUCCGGUAAAAAUCCGGUCAAAAUCGCCGCCAAAACCGUCGCUGAAGCUUUCGUUUCAUGUUUCACUCCGCCUGAGACUAAAUCUUCGAAUAACAACUUUGGUGAUUCCUCUGAUUCAUUUAAAGCUCCUUCAGUUGCAUCAGAUGGCAGAAAUGAGAGAAGACGCAGUAGAGGUCGAAGCAUCUAUGCUAGUGAAAAUAAUUCAAUCCACGCAAAAGUGGCAGGAAGUGUUAAAUUCACCAUGGAAGAAAUCUACAAGGCCACAAGGAACUUUUCCCCAAGCCUUAAAAUUGGUCAAGGUGGUUUUGGGAUAGUUUACAAGGGUCGCCUUGAGGAUGGAACAGUUGUUGCAAUCAAACGUGCCAAAAAUACCAUACAUGAUAAACAUUUGGGAGUUGAAUUUCAAAGCGAGGUUCAAACUUUGGAAAAAAUAGAACAUCUGAAUUUAGUAAAGUUUUAUGGGUACUUGGAGCGUGGAGAAGAAAGGAUUAUCGUGGUUGAGUAUGUUCCUAAUGGAACUCUUAGAGAACACUUGGACUGUGGUCCUGGAAAUGUUCUUGAUUUUGCAUCAAGACUAGACAUUGGAAUAGAUGUUGGACAUGCAAUUACAUAUUUGCAUAUGUAUACUGAUCACCCUAUUAUCCAUCGAGAUAUCAAGUCUUCUAAUAUUCUGCUCACUGAAAACCUUCGAGCUAAGGUGGCUGACUUUGGCUUUGCAAGGCUAGCAGCUGACACUGAAUCCGGAGCCACGCAUGUCUCUACCCAAGUUAAAGGGACUGCCGGCUAUCUAGAUCCUGAAUACCUCAGUACCUAUCAACUUACUGAGAAGAGUGAUGUCUAUUCAUUUGGUGUUUUACUUGUGGAACUUGUAACUGGAAGGCGUCCUAUUGAGCCAAAAAGGGAAAUCAAAGAGCGAAUUACUGCAAGAUGGGCAAUGAAGAAGUUCACAAAUGGAGAUGCAAUCUUAACUUUGGAUCCAAGGCUAGAAAGAUCUUCUGCAAAUAGUUUGGCCAUGGAAAAAAUUUAUGAACUAGCUUUGCAAUGUUUGGCUCCUCAUCGACACAAUCGGCCUACUAUGAGGAAGUGUGCUGAGAUUCUAUGGAGCAUCCGCAAAGAUUACAGAGAAUUAGCAGGAUGAAAUACGCGCUCACUCUCUCUCGACUUGCAGAGCAGCCUAUCAAUUAUAGAAGAAUGAACGGAAUGUAUAUGGUGAGAAAGAUAUCAAUCAAAAGAAGACAAGAUAUAUUUUGUGUCUGGUGUGAUAGUUGCAUAAACAUUGGAAUAUAAAGAUAGCUACUAAUACAUUUGAGGAAGAGAUAAGUACAUUGCAAUUAAAGGAAGUUUGGGAUUUUGGCAAAGACUGUGAAGGGGCAACUCCAUACCAUUGGCUUGUAUAUAGUAGUAAUCUAUUUAAGAAGGAAACUCAACAAUUUUUUGGUAUCUUUCUAGGGACUAUAUUUGAGUACAUGCUUCGAAAAUUUCAUCCCAAGGAAAAUAUCAUUUCCUCC
This is a messenger RNA of Nicotiana tabacum (common tobacco), 1699 nucleotides long. RefSeq names its product calmodulin-binding receptor-like cytoplasmic kinase 2. Gene Ontology annotation, molecular function: protein kinase activity; ATP binding. Gene Ontology annotation, biological process: protein phosphorylation. The record is from RefSeq and is a predicted model, not a curated record. Lineage: Eukaryota; Viridiplantae; Streptophyta; Magnoliopsida; Solanales; Solanaceae.